Messenger RNA from Leptinotarsa decemlineata (Colorado potato beetle), 1423 nucleotides. RefSeq lists its product as uncharacterized. Lineage: Eukaryota; Metazoa; Arthropoda; Insecta; Coleoptera; Chrysomelidae. The record is from RefSeq and is a predicted model, not a curated record. Gene Ontology annotation, molecular function: protein binding.
AGGAAAACAUUCAUUCUGCAGUCGUUCUUCAAAAUGGCAAUUCGUAUAUUAUUGCUUCUAUUUAUCAAAUUCAAUUCAUUCAAUCUUGCAUGCAAUUCGUGUGUUCUAACAAAACGAUCAUUCGCGAGGUGUGAUUCAGUUACAGAGUUGUCAGAAAUAUAUUUCGAUGAUAAUCUUGAAAAUGUUAAAAGUUUAACCAUCGUAAAUGCUCAUUCAGAAUUGUGGGUACCAGUUUCCGCAUUCAGGCCUUUCAGAAACCUAGAAGUGCUCGAUAUAGAAAACAUCCGUAUUCGAAGACUGUAUGGAGAUACAUUUAAAGACUUACCACUGAAGAAAAUUUUUAUUCAGAACGAUGGCGUAGAGGAAAUUUUUCCAGGAACUUUUCGCAAUUUGUCAUUAUUGCAGACUUUGAAUGUGAAAAACAAUAAUUUGAGUACUGUUUCCAAGGGAAUAUUCAAAGACUUGCCUAUGUUGACCUCUCUAACACUGUCCAAAAAUCAAAUAUCCUCCAUCGAAAACUCUGCUCUGGAGAAUCUAUCAAUGUUGAGUAAGUUACACCUAGAUAAUAAUAAAUUACAUACGGUUUUCGUACACAAAAUUGUGAGUCAUCCAGAAAAACUGGUAAUACUGUGGCUUCACAAUAAUUCACUGACUUUCGUAUCAAACUACAUGUUAGAAAAACUGACGCAACUAAAAUUACUCAAUCUGGGAUUCAACAGAAUUUCAGCAAUAGAAGCGAAUGCUUUCGACCAGACUCCGCAGUUGGUAACAUUAGUCCUGACCCAUAACAAAUUGAAAGAGGUGGAUGGAAGUAUAUUUCCAAUUAGCGGAAUGAACUAUCUGGAGAAACUGUACUUGGAUAACAAUGAACUGAUGUUUUUGUCAUCGAGUUUCUUCCUCAGGCAGAAUAGUUUGAAGAAAAUUACACUCGUUGGUAAUCCUUGGGCUUGCGCAUGUCUCGAUGUCAUCAACAGGAUUCUUAUGGAAAAUGGUGUCAUGGAAAAGUGUCAAGACUUAUAUGUGUCUGGUCUCAGACCGAUUUGUGUCAAUAGGUAUGCUAGCGAUAAAGUUUGUAGCUAUAAAUACGACAGUGAACUGAGUAACAUUUACUUGGAUUAUAGAAAAAAAUUUCCGCUUUAUGUAAAUCUGCUGAGUUGUUAUCUGUAGGAGAGUAAGCGUAAGGGAUGAAAUGGGGGUAAUUACCACUAAAGGCAGUUUGGUUUUAUACCUCCAUGCAAUUGAUUUGUGUAAAUAUUGAAAAGUCUCGGAAAAUACAGGAGUGAUAUCCAAACAGCAAAUGGAUCCGAAUUUCCCAAUAUUCACUACACAUGAUACAGAUUAUGAUGUAGUUUGAUUAUUCAAAUCAUUAGGCACUUCAAGUUUUUCAUUUGGGACAUUUUCAUUCAUUUAUCUCUUCAAUUUU